Xenia sp. Carnegie-2017 is the source of this 2589-nucleotide messenger RNA. RefSeq lists its product as uncharacterized. Bases 1 to 2589 code for a protein of 862 amino acids. Gene Ontology annotation, molecular function: RNA nuclease activity; aspartic-type endopeptidase activity. The record is from RefSeq and is a predicted model, not a curated record. The transcript is spliced from 4 exons. Lineage: Eukaryota; Metazoa; Cnidaria; Anthozoa; Malacalcyonacea; Xeniidae. Gene Ontology annotation, biological process: mRNA processing; proteolysis.
AUGUUAAAUGGAAACCCUGUUGGUUUGGAUGAAAUCGAGGAUGAAACACUAAAGGACCUUCUGUCGUGGAUGUUAAAUCUAAAACCUGAAGACAGACCAUAUUCUAACGAAGCAUUAAAACACCCAUUUCUUAUGUCAGAUGAUGAGAAGUUUGAAAUGUUAAGUAAAGUUGGGAAUCUUCAGCAGAUUAAGUCCAAUGAUCCCCAGUCAAGUGUCGUUCAAAAAUUGAAUAGCGAAUCCGUACAUUGGAAAAGUCAAAUGGAUUGUGAUGUUUAUGAUUGUUUGGUGAAUGGAAGGCCCUAUAGAUCUUCAUGGACAGAAUGCUUAAGACUUAUUCGAAAUGUUCACCAGCAUUGGAACGAUCGACCACGACCUCUACCACAACCAGAACCGUUUUAUAAGAUUGGCGAUUACAGGGCGUAUUUUCUCCGAACAUUUCCUAAUCUCCCUGUUCGGAGUCUAGUGACUAGACAAUCCUACCAAGUGUCUUCCGCAUCUUAUGCUGUGAUGGAGAGAGUUUUAAGACAACAACGUUUUGACACCAAUCCUAACGCUCAAGACAUUGCUAGAUCGUGGUUGCACUGGUUUGCUACUUUCCAAAACUUUGUAGCUGCUAUACCUAACGAAGAAGUGAACAAAUUAAAGGUUCUAGUCAAUUAUGUUUCUGCCGACGUUUAUCAACUUUUCUGUGAAGCGACAACCUACGAGGAAGCUAUAGAAUUGUUAAAAAACCUCUAUGUUAAGGUUCAUAAUGAGAUAUUUUCGCGACAUAAGUUAGCUACUCGUAAACAACAAUCUGGCGAGAGCCUGGAUGAGUAUUUGCAAGAAUUAAAAUCGCUAAGCAAAGAUUGUAAUUUUCGUAGCGUGACAUCAAAUCAAUAUCGAGACGAAGCUGUACGAGACGCGUUUAUAGCAGGUCUUCUUUCAACUAACAUCCGCCAACGUCUUCUUGAGAAUAAAACAUUAGACAUUCAGACAGCUUUUGAUCAAGCCCGAGCCUUAGAUACAGCACAGAGAACUUCUGAAACUUAUGCAGACGGAAUUCCAAUAACAGCUGCUGCUCUAUCAAACAAGGACGGGGGGAAUUCGUUUAUUAAUCAACGGGCAUUCGAAAACCAAGAUAAAAUUGAUCAAUCUGACGGACAUCAAGAGAACAACGGCAUAGAAAGAGUAUGUAAAUCGGUCGCUCCUCAGGCUUAUAUAGCAUUAGCACCAACUAAACAUACAGUAGCAAAGUCACUAAAGAAAGCCUGUAUUGGUGUCUUGAUUAAUGGAAAAUCUUGCGAAGCUCUAAUUGAUUCGGGAAGUACACAUAAUUUUAUACAUCCUAAAGUUGCAAGUAAUCUGGGAUUGAACGUUUAUACAACUCAAGAGAAAGUAACAAUGGCUGCAUCCUUGUUUUCUUCUAAAAUUCAAGGCUAUUGUCUUGCCGAUAUUAUACUUAAAGAGCGAGAGUAUACGAAAGUAAAACUGUUUGUCUUAGCAAAUUUAUGUACGAACGUGAUAUUAGGACAAAAUUGGCAGGAAAAACAUGAAAACAUAAUUAUUGAGUAUGGGGGAAAAUCGCCCUCUUUAACGAUAUGUGGUUUAUCAACUAUAAAUAUAGAGCCACCGCCGUUGUUUCAAUUUUUGUCUGAAGAUUGUAGACCGGUAGCUGCAAAAUCACGAAGAUACAGUGCCGAAGACAGAGCGUUCAUCGCAAUGGAAGUGUCGAAAUUGAUUGAAGAAGGGAUUAUUGAAGAAAUUGGACGCUUAUCCGAUGCCAAGAAUACAGUAAACGCAGUUGCCCAAUAUAGUGUCUUUAGCACUGUAGAUCUUAAAAGUGCAUACCAUCAAGUACCUAUCAAAAAUAAAGAGAGAAAGUACACGGCUUUUGAAGCUAACAAUCGACUUUAUCAGUUCCGUAAAAUCCUAUUUGGUGUAACUAAUGGAGCGGCGGCCUUUCAACGAUCAAUGGAUACUUUCAUAUCCGAAGAAGCUUUAGAAGAUACUUUCGCGUAUUUAGACAAUAUUACUAUAUGCGGUUACAAUCAGGAGCAUCAUGAUAAAAAUUUGGAACUUUUUAUGAAAACAGCAAGGAAGCGUAACCUAACAUUUAAUGAAAGCAAGUGCGUUUUUUCGGUAACUUCAAUUAGUAUACUCGGAAGUGUUGUAUCUCAAGGAGAGAUUAAGCCAGAUCCGGAGAGACUAAAACCUUUGCGGGAGCUGCCAGCCCCACGUGAUGCAAAAGCUCAAAGGCGUGUCAUCGGUUUGUUUUCAUAUUACUCCCAAUGGAUUAAAGAUUUUUCAACUAAAAUUAGACCUUUGUCUCACAAUUUAGCUUUUCCAUUAUCAAAUGAUGCGUUGCAAGCGUUUGAUUUACUGAAAAAUGAUAUUGAGAAUGCUGUAGUAGGAUCAAUUGAUGAAUCUUAUCCUUUCCAAAUAGAGACCGAUGCAUCAGAAUUUGCACUUUCAGCGACAUUAAAUCAACAAGGACGACCAGUAGCAUUCUUCUCAAGAGCACUAAAUGGUUCAGAACUAAAACACUCGUCAGUAGAAAGGAAGCAGCUGCUAUCGUGGAGGCCGUUCGUAGGUGGAAACAUUAUCUAA